GCCAAAUAUACGUCGUGCCCUGCCCACGUCACGUCGUCCGGAGGCUUCUGUCGCAUGGAAGAGUGGCGAACGGAACAAUAUUAUCUAUAAGCGAGCACGCCCCUAACAUCGGCACAUGAGCAACAAGAUGAAACCUGCUCUCGAAAUCCUUCUCGAAUGUGAACGCGAACAAAUGGCGCAACGACAGGAAAUGGAGGACAUGAUGCAGCACUCCGAUCUCUUGCGAAGCAUCAGCAACGUCCAUUCGUCAGCACAAGACACUGCCGCGGCACAUGCUGACCACGACCAUCGCGGCGGCGGUCCAGCCAACCACAAACCACUGUCCAGUGGUACAUUACCUCCGCCGGAAAAAAAGCGGCGCCUCGACAAUAUAUAUCCCCAUCAGUUGCAGCAACAUCCUUCUCCUGCGCCAGGUCCAUCCACGUCGGGCUCGAUCGCGUCAACUCCUGGCCAUACCCCCACCAGCCUGACCGACGGCACCUCGUCCGGGCCAUCUCCUGUAAUGACGCCCGUCAUGCCGAAGAAGGCAUGCAAUUGUAAAAAAUCCAACUGCCUCAAACUGUACUGCGAGUGCUUUCAACAAGGGUCGAUGUGCGGCAGCGAGUGCAACUGCCAAGGCUGCCACAAUAGUGCCAACUUUGAAAAUCAGCGGCAGCGCGCGAUCCGUGUGGUACUCGAGCGCAACCCCGUCGCCUUCCUUCCCAAGGUGUCCACAGGCACAAACGCAGUCGCGACGACCAAGUACUUUCGCGGGUGUCGAUGUCGCCGCAGUGGAUGCUUGAAGAAGUAUUGCGAAUGCUUUCAAGCUGGCGUCAAGUGCGGCACGCUGUGUCGCUGCCAGAUGUGCAAGAACUGCAGCCCCGAUGGAGCCACGGACCCCCAUCAUCACCAACUUGCCGACCAGGUUGGCACCCCUCGCGGAGCGGAUCACGCUUCGUCAUCGGCAGCGUCCGAAGCCUCGCCGUCCCGUCGAUCGACUCCAACCAUGCCACUGCCCGUCUUGCCGUCGUGCGUGAUGAAGACAUCGAGACAUCAUGCCCCCACCUCCAACAAACGGAAAAUGCUCUCCUUCGACUCGCAUUCAAAGUACUCGUACAUGAAAAGCAUGCCCGUGCACGGCAAAGGGCAGGACUCGCGGGUCGUCAAGCCUCCUGUAUCGUCCGGUUUGUACCCGCUCGCGGGCACUCUCGCCACGGACGCGUCCAUCCAGAAGAUCUGCCUCGCCCUCGUGAACGCAGCGUGCGUUGACGACCACGACAAAUCGAAACUCGCACCUCACAAGGCACCCCACCAAUCGACCUCGCUUCGGCAAUCGCUCAAGGAAGCCAACUCUGUGGCACGACUGCCUGCGCUGUCCGCCGCGGGUUCGUUCGCGUCCCCCCUCAAGACAACGCCCCCAACGUCGUCGUUCCACUCGCCGUCUGUGGACGCGCUCUUUUGCAGUGAAGACAUGGACUGCACGCCGCAAAAAGGAGGUGGGUCCACUGGCGACGACGACCGACGCAGUGAGCUGCAGGAGAAGGCCGUCUUGCAAGAGUUCAGCGUGUGGCUGCGAAAUCUUGCGACCGCUAGCGUCAACCACAUCGUGGCAGCAGCGGCGCCAAAAACGUAGAAGUGGCGGCAGGGAGAAGUUUAUUUAAUGCUGGGUUCGACUAUCCUACCAAGCGGUCGCAAGGUCCCAAAGUGCUCGAUGGCUUGAGGCUUGGCCACACGUUCGCUUGGACGUGGUGGCGCACCGUGUCAGCGCGCCGAGGUCGUCUCGUUGGCCAGGAUCCACUGGACGGCGUCGUCCACGGCAUCCAGCACGACGUCGGCAGGGUGUUCCGCGUGGUUGGUGUCGGUGAAGAUGCCCGUGCGUACGAGAACACUGGUCCAGUGGUCGCCAGCGUUGUUUGCACCUGGAGUCGAGCACACCAUCGAGUUAUCUGAAACAGGGCACGCCUCCAGGACAUACCUUGGAUGUCGCUGUAUGGAUUGUCUCCAAUGCCGUAGUACCGCUCGAC
Aphanomyces invadans is the source of this 2003-nucleotide messenger RNA. RefSeq lists its product as hypothetical. NCBI's taxonomy places the organism in Eukaryota, Oomycota, Saprolegniomycetes, Saprolegniales, Verrucalvaceae. The record is from RefSeq and is a predicted model, not a curated record. The transcript has 6 exons. Bases 116 to 1612 code for a protein of 498 amino acids. Gene Ontology annotation, biological process: regulation of DNA-templated transcription. Gene Ontology annotation, cellular component: nucleus.